Centropristis striata (black sea bass) is the source of this 4229-nucleotide messenger RNA. It is a transcript of the gene ndel1a, whose product is annotated as nudE neurodevelopment protein 1-like 1a. The record is from RefSeq and is a predicted model, not a curated record. Gene Ontology annotation, cellular component: kinesin complex; kinetochore; centrosome. Gene Ontology annotation, molecular function: microtubule binding. The coding region runs from base 82 to 1092 and encodes 336 amino acids. Lineage: Eukaryota; Metazoa; Chordata; Actinopteri; Perciformes; Serranidae. The transcript is spliced from 9 exons. Gene Ontology annotation, biological process: regulation of neuron projection development; centrosome localization; microtubule nucleation.
CAGCUCGGCCUCAGCAGUCAGUCAGCGGCAGGAUGGACGGAUAAACAUCACGAUUUAGGGCGAUGUUCAGAUUUGUCUGCCAUGGAACAGGAUAUGAUACCAAAAUUCUCCUCCAAAGACGAGGAAAUUGACUUCUGGAAGGCUCUUUCCCUCAAGUACAAGGAGGGCUGCCAGCAGGCUCAGGAGGAGCUGCUGGAGUUCCAGGAGGGGAGCCGUGAGCUGGAGGCGGAGCUGGAGGCUCAGCUGGGGCAGGCGGAGCACCGCAUGAAGGACCUGCAGUCGGAGAACCACCGUCUGAAGCACGAGGUCGACUCGCUCAAGGAUCGGUUUGAGCAGCAGUACGCUCAGAGCUACAAGCAGAUCUCUGUCCUGGAGGACGACCUGGGACAGACACGCAGCAUCAAGGAGCAGCUGCACAAAUACGUCCGAGAGCUGGAACAGUCCAACGACGACCUGGAGAGAGCCAAAAGAGCGACCAUCUCGUCUCUGGAGAACUUCGAGCAGCGUCUGAACCAGGCGAUCGAGAGGAACGCCUUCCUGGAGAGUGAGCUGGACGAGAAGGAGUCUCUGCUGGUGUCCGUGCAGAGAUUAAAGGAUGAAGCCAGAGACCUGCGGCAGGAGCUGGCGGUGCGGGAGCGACAGGUCGACGUGAGCAGGAUGUCCGCUCCGAGCUCGCCCACGCAGGACAACGAGAAGAUGGACACGGCCGUGCAGGCGUCGCUCUCGCUGCCCGCCACCCCGCUGAGCAAAGGGCUGGACAACGCCUUCGCCAACACCACAGGUCUGUCAAACGGGUUUGGCAGCAACUCUCCUCUGACUCCUUCAGCCAGAAUAUCGGCUCUGAACAUCGUCAGUGAUUUACUGCGGAAAGUCGGGGCUCUGGAGUCGAAGCUCGCCGCCUGCAGGAACUUUGCGAAGGACCAGAAGGCGAGGAAGGCGUACGGUCUGGACAACGGGAACGUGCUCAACGCCAACUACUCCCAGGCUCUGCACACGUCCUACUUCGACAAAGCGACAGAGAUGGUGACGUUCCCGGCUCUGGUUCUGGGUAAAGCAGCUCGUCCUGUUAGCGUUAGUGUGUCGCUGCAUUGAUGCAUGCUGCAGCUGCUGAAUUUAACAUGUAGAGCUCAUAGAAAUAACAGGGACUGUGGGUUCAACUAACAGCUCCAGGGUGGAGGAGGUGGUGGUCUUUACCUCUAACAGAUCUGUCUCAUAGUGUUUGUUUUGGUCUUUUAUCUAACAAUUGAUUUGAAUUAAUCCUCUGGAGUCUAUGAUCACGCUGCUGUGAUCAGAUAACGAUUACUUUUUUCAAAGCGCCGUAACAAAAAAACGAGGUCACGUGGAGCGCUGCUGUCGACUUCACUCCAAAUUACAGACGUGAAACUUUCUACGGUUUUUUGUUUCACGUUCCGAGGUCAUGCAAAACCAAAGAUAUGAUCGUUUUAAUUUGAUAGUACAAAAAUACUUAUUCAAGUGUAAAAGUAGGAUGGGACGAGGCAGGCGUGGCAUUUAGUAAAAAUGGAAAAAAGGGGUCUGAUCAUCUAACACUGUUCCUAUAAAUAAACAGGAUGAUUUUAUGGUAAUUUUUUGUGUAUAGUUUUGUUAUAUUUGAAUUUUACCUUUAUGUGUUCAUAUUUUUAACCUUUGUUUUUGUAACCUAUUGUCAUAAAUAAUAUAAUUUUAUUUCAGAUUUCAGGAUUUUUAUGUAUUUUUGGGCUCAAUAUGUUAAUAAAGUGAAUAUUAUGUGGUAUAUAAAGGGCAAUUAGGCUCAGACCCCAGAGGGUUAACCAGUUUUAUUGGAGGUAAACUUCAGUGUAGAGCCCUUUGGGACAGAGGACGAGGAUUUAUUGUGUUUGAAAUGAGAAAAAUAUAGAAUAUUUCCCUUUUGAAAGUCAGUCAUAUUUAAUUCAGUCCAGUUUUUGCUGCAUCACGUCUCGUGGUGACGCAGAGACUCUGUGAGCUGCUGAGAGCUCAGAGACGGUGAGAGUUUCUCCAGAGAGAGAGACGAGCUCACCGUCCUUCUCCUGUAACUCUGUUCACCUUCAGGAACACAAAGCCAAACUGUCUCUUACUGUAAGAGGAAAAUAUAAGGGAGAAAACUAUUUUUAUUGAUCAGAUGUUUCCCAAUUCACAAUGAGGAACUUUUCUACCUCUUAGACUAUAUUUUAGCUCUUUUAUUUCACACUAAUGCAUUAAGAAGUUUGGUGUUUUUUGGAAAUCCAUAAACAGUUUUAAAUUUAAUUGAAAAUUAAAUUAAAAUUUUAGGGUGUACAUGGAACAGCAGUUCAGUUUCAGUGCCCAUUUCUAGUCAGGUAAAUAUAUAUAAUAUAUAGGUAAAUAUAUGGAGAUUUAGAGAGAUGGUUGUAGUAAUAAUAGAUAAAGUAAACAUAUUCAAUUGAAAAAAUUAUAGGUGAAAAAUAGAAAUAAAGAGAUGAAAAGAUGAAUGAAUGAACAGGAUGAAAACAUUUUUUUAAUAAAAAUAGGAAUAAAUAGGUAAAUAAAGGUUAAAAAUGUACAGUAAAAAUAAAAUAAAGCAGUGAAGAAUAAAAGAGAAGUGUUUUCUCAAAGGAAAGGUAUAACUUAAAUAUAUUCAGUUUCCUUUUUCACAUUUUAUUCAAUUGUACUGAAGCUGUUUCAGCUGUAAAUCACCGUCUGUGUUUCCCUCAUGACUCAUGAAUGACUCAGACUUCAAACAAACAUUCUGCUCAUAUUUGGACUCUGACCCACAAAACAAACCAGUUCAACCAGUUAAACCACCAACCAGCAACAAUCCUUCCUUCCAGCUUUCAGCGUUUUUACAUUUUUAGCAACAAGAGAAAACUUUGUUUAAAGACGUCACAGACGACUGUCUGAAGCUGCAGGAGAGCAAUAAUUCUUGUCAUUUCCAAUUUUCAUCCCUUAUUUUAAGAGUACAGUUGUCCCAGGAAAAUAAUAGAAGCUAAAAUAAAUAGGGUAAUAAAUAAUAAAUAAUCAGGUAAUUCUCAGAUCAUUUUCUCUCUUUUUUUUUUCUUCAAAGUAAAUAAUAAAGUCGUUCUGUAGAAAAUAUGUGUGGAUUGGCUGACUUUACAUUACUUUAUUUAUAGAGCACCUUUCAUACAAAGUUCUUCACAGAGCAACACUGAAACAAAAUAAAACAAAAUAGAAAAUUGACUUCAUUAAAUAAAAUUUUGCAAGACUAAUAAUUCCAAAAAUAAAAAUAAAAAGGUCAAUAGAUAAAAUAAUAACAUUAAUAUGAAUAAAAUAAAAUAAAAUAAACACCAAGGGUUAAAAACAAAUAAUUAAUUAAAAUGAGAUGAUUCAAUUUUAAAAAGUAAGGCAAAAGACAUUACUAUAUAUUUAAAAGAUUUACUUUUUUAGGACUUUUCUUUCCUUUUUUUCUGCCUUUUUUUCCUGUAGAAAAGGACUUCCAUACAUCUUAGCUUUGUUUACUUAUUUCUACAUUAAAUUAAAUGUUUGGAGGCUUUUUUAUCUUUAAUCUUUAACCUGAUAUUAUCGUGUCUCAGCUGGUUUUGGGUUCAUUAAUAUUCUCACGUCUUGUUUCCAGUCAUGAUGUCGUUCUUUAGACUAAAAAUUCCAACAAUAAAAACAUUUUAAAAAUUCAAUUUCAGAAAAAUGAAAUGGAUAAAAUAAUAAUAAAAUAAAAUAAAAAUCACUAGGGAAUAAAAAGAAAUAAUAAAAAAAAAAUUAGAUGAUUAAAUUUUGAAAAGUAAGACAAAAAAGAUUACUCCAGAUUUUAAAAAAACUUUUUUUUAUGACUUUUAUUUCCUUUUUUCUGUCUUUUUUCCUGCAGAAAUGUCAAAUUAAAUGAUUUGGAGGCUUUUUUCUUUAAUCUAAAACCUGAUAUUAUCGUGUCUCAGCUGGUUUUGGGUUCAUUAAUAUUCUCACGUCUUGUUUCCAGUCAUGAUGUCGUUCUUUGGACUAAAAAUUCCAACAAUAAGAACAUUUUAAAAAUUUAAAUUAUUAUUUUUUUUUUAAUGAAAUGGAUAAAAUAAUAAAAAAAUGAAAAUCAGGCAAAAAAAGAUUAUUCCAGAUUUGUAAAAAAUCCCUUUUUUAGGACUUUUAUUUCCUUUUUUCUGUCUUUUUUUCCUGUAGAAAUGUCAAAUUAAAUGGUUUGGAGGCUUUUUAUCUUUAAUCUAAAACCUGAUAUUAUUGUGUCUUGGCUUGUUUUGGGUUCAUUAACAUUCUCACGUUUUGUUUCGUUCUUUAACCCUUUGUUGUUUGUUUGUUUG